UUAACUGAAAAAAAACAAAAUGUUUUGUUCUUUACUCAUCAAGGAUGUAGGCAAAUGGAUUGACCAGUUUCAGAUUAAAAAUCACUCUGAUUGUCAUAAACUAGCAAACAGGAGGUAAUCAGUAACAAAGCAGACACUAUCAGCCAUCAGAUGGACAGACAAUGAGCUGAUGUUGCCUGUAAAGUUCCCUGCUGCCAUACGCUGUUGUGCCAUGGGUCUGCGCGCAGUCUUUCUGGCUUUGGCUGUAGUGCCUGCCUGUCUCGCACAGAUUACUUGGCUUUUGAGUACCAAGACAAAAAUUGAUAUUUAUGAAUAUCGCAAGUGUCCUGAUCAAGGAACUGGAGAAAUGGAUUGGAACCUUCGACUGCACCGUGUAUCUAGAGAUCUUCUGGUAGUAGAAGGCAACAUAUCCCUGAGUGAGCCUCUAGACGAGAACAUAUCAGGAAACAUCAUAGUUGCAGAGAAAGGUAAUGGAGGCUGGAUGGAGAGAAUGUUUGUCUUCAAAUUACCCAACCUUUGUGCAGACAUCCAUCUGAUUCUGGGUUCUGGAUGGACCAGUUUCUGGGAAAAAGCAGGAGUUGCGCCUCCGGUAAAAUGUCCAAUCCAAAAAGGAAAUUAUACAGUGACCGACUACUCCACAAAGGAGUUUGAGAAGAACACAAUUCCCAGAUCAAGACAAGGCACAUUCAAGGUAGACCUUGAGUUUCUCAGGAGAUCCACUCAAAAACGUAUGGGAUGCAUCUCAUUCGUUAUGAACACAAAACCUCAAUAACAGCUGCCCACUACUAUAGAAUUAAUUGUUCAGGUUAAUCUUAACAGCGUUUGGUAAUAAAGAAAACAAUAUAAUGCACAAUAGAAA
This is a messenger RNA of Homalodisca vitripennis (glassy-winged sharpshooter), 859 nucleotides long. RefSeq lists its product as uncharacterized. The transcript has 4 exons. Bases 170 to 772 code for a protein of 200 amino acids. NCBI's taxonomy places the organism in Eukaryota, Metazoa, Arthropoda, Insecta, Hemiptera, Cicadellidae. The record is from RefSeq and is a predicted model, not a curated record.